CCAAAGACGUGCUGCUCUGGGCGAGGUCAUCAGACUUUGGCCUAGAAGAUAUGAAGGCCAAGCAAGGCUGCUGGACAUGUAAACAGCGGAAAAUAGGGUGCGACAGGGAUCUGCCCGUGUGCCACAACUGCACCCGCACGGGUAGACAAUGCCAGGGCUACGGACUUCGUCUGCUGUGGCCGGAUCGCCAUGAUGGCCGGCGCAAGGACAGUGGUUUCGUGGUCUAUGAGCCUCCAGAGAACCCGCUCGAGGCUUCCAAGAGCUACGGAGUGCACUUCCUCAACGUCAAUCACAAUGAUGUCGCCUCUGCGCUGGACCCGACAUCUUACAAUGCCCUCAUCACGAAAACUGUUGCCAAGCCUACACGGGCUCUCAAUCUCUAUCCGACAAUGAUCGGCCAAGAUGCUCUGUUCAUGUCCUACUACGAGCGCGUCAUUGCUCCGAUGAUCUCGACCACUCAAGUCCAGAACGGCUUUCGGACAGAUCUUGUCCAGAUGGUGUUAUCACGGGGAGACAGCGCAACAAAAGCGCUAUGGAACUCAAUGAUGGCUGUGGCUGCCUUUCAUCACAGUGGCUCUGCAGCAGCCCUCACGUACAAGACGAAUGCCGUGCGCUACCUUUCCGCUUCCUUGACUCCCGGACAUGAAACGAGCUCGGUCGACCUCAACCAAACGCAAUUCGCCGCGUCCAUGAUGCUAUGCAUCUACAGUGUCUUUGACGAGACCGACGGCCACUGGACCACACACCUCGACGGUGCCAAGUAUAUGCUGGAAGGGUUAUACCCGGAAUAUCGAAGGCAGCUUAGAGCGGAUUUCCUCUUCACCUGGUUUCUGUAUCACGAAGUGUUGGCAUGCUUCAGUCAGCCCCUCCGACAAGCCCACAACUGCAUCGAUGUUUUAUUCCUGCUGGGGGCUUCCAAUUGCGAUGCUACUGUGAUACUUGGAGCACCGGGGUGUUCUCUGGAGACAAUUGCAAUCAUCCAUCGAAUAAACAAAUUCCGCAUAGCCAUCAUACAGAAAGAAGUCGACCCACUGUCGCCCAAGCUGAUCCAGCAGCGUUUCGAACUGGAGCACACUUUGCACAACCUUGUCCAGCGAUUGGAUCCAGAAGGCGAAGCUGGUGAAGUUCCAGCUAGGCGCACGCGCAUUCUAGCCACCGCAGAGCUCUAUCGCAUAGGGACAAUACUGUAUCUGCUCCACGUCAUCCCCUUGCCCGGAGACGAAGAGGCAAAGACAACUUAUCUGGAGGAGUUCUUUGACAUAGUGGACCGUCUGGGAGUUGCCACCAGCCCAUGGCCCAUUUUCAUGGUUGCAUGCGAAUGUCAAACAGACGAACAGCGCAUUAGGAUUCUACGGAUAUUGGAUCUCAUGAAUAACGUGAGAAACAUUGGCAACAUUCGGGUCAUGCGCAAGCUUAUUGAGACAUGCUGGAAGCAUUAUGACCUUCAGGCUGAUUCGACGUACACGCACCGCACGAAAUGGUGGGAAUUUAUUCACUA
Molecule: messenger RNA, 1498 nt
Organism: Trichoderma reesei QM6a
Lineage: Eukaryota; Fungi; Ascomycota; Sordariomycetes; Hypocreales; Hypocreaceae
Product: N-terminal fungal transcription regulatory domain-containing protein
Exons: 5
Biological process (GO): positive regulation of transcription by RNA polymerase II
Cellular component (GO): nucleus
Molecular function (GO): DNA-binding transcription factor activity, RNA polymerase II-specific; zinc ion binding; transcription cis-regulatory region binding
Source: RefSeq, a predicted model, not a curated record